UGUUUGUAUACGAUCUUGUUUUUAGUGACACUUCGUUAUUUUGCAUACUCUCAUAUGAUAGUCGUGAUGGAAUAUGUAAAAAUGAUAUAACUGAUUCAAGAAGAAAAUUACAAGUUGUUUUUCCACAUUGUGUUAGACAUGUGCAAAAAUGAAUGUGGUUUUUUGCGUGUUGUUUUCGUUAAUUACUUGUACAUGGUGCGAACUGUUGACGCUGAGAAGUGGAACGAUUAAUGGAACUGUUGGAAAGUCGAAAAAUGGCCGUUCAUUUCAUCAGUUUUACAGCAUUCCUUACGCUGAGCCACCAGUAGGAGAGUUAAGAUUUAAGGCUCCAAUCGCGGCUAAAUCAUGGUCUGAAAUCAGAGAUGGUUCCAAAUUACCUCCGAGAUGCAUCCAACCACCAUCAUUCAUAACUCCUCGUGGUUCUGGCGAAAUGAAAGAAGACUGCCUUUACUUGAAUGUUUUUGUACCAAGUGAUUUAUUCAAACCCUCCGGUAAAGCUGCAGUUAUGGUGUGGAUUCAUGGAGGAUCUUAUCAAAUUGGUGUCUCGAGUGAUUACAAUCCUGAAUAUUUUAUGGAUAAAAAUGUAAUCUUUGUUACAGUUAAUUAUCGUCUGGGAGUCUUAGGCUUCUUGGGACUGAAUGACGAUGUAAUUAGCGGUAAUUUCGGACUAAAAGAUCAAGCACUAGCGUUGCAAUGGAUCAGAGAAAAUAUCGCGGUAUUUGGGGGUGAUCCUGAUAAAGUCACAUUGAUGGGAGAAAGUGCUGGUUCGGCUUCUGUACAUUUACACAUGUUCUCUCCUCUCAGCAAAGGACUAUUUCAAAAAGUGAUUCUGCAAAGUGGCAGUGCUUUUUCUGAUUGGGCUGUUUCCGAUAGUGGAUUUGGGGAAAGCCUUUCAAUCACAUUUUUAGUCGUUUCUGGAUGCUGGCGAAAUGAUUCUGUUAGGAUUUUAAAAUGUCUGCAGCAUUUGCCAGUGGACGAUUUCCUCACUUUGAGAAGUAAAUCAGUGCCUCGAUAUGCCACUGAAUACGGAGUAUUAUUUAAACCCAUAAUCGAAUCGAAUGUCAAGAAUCAAUCUUUUUUGCCUCGAAAAAUUGAUAAAUCGACGUACCAGAGCAAUGUACCUUGGAUUACGGGAAUAAAUUCCGGUGAAGGAGCGAUGGCAUUGAUGAGUCUUGUAAAGAAAGGAGGGUUAUUGGAGAAUGUUACGAAAGUGGAGACAAAAUCCCUCGCUCCUUUUUUGGGGCGAUAUCUUUUCUCUCUAGCUCCCGAAAACAUUGAAUAUGCUGCCCAAAAAAUCAUCAACUUUUACUUCAGUUCCCAAGAUGCUGAAACAAACAAGGCGCUGAAAUUUGUUGAUAUUUUUACAGAUUAUGCCUUUUUUUAUCCUUUUGUGAAGGCAGUUCAAUCGAAUGGGGAACAACAAUACGUGUAUUAUUACGAUCAUAGGGGAUCAUUUUCAUGGCAAGAUUACGUCAAAUUGGAUAUAGAUCUUGGUGUUGCACAUGCCGACGAGAUCCCCAUAUUAUUCCGUAGAAAAAAUUUAGAAGAAAAAUGGACUCCAGGAGAUUGUGUGGUAUCAGAAACCUUGAUAAAAUUUUGGACUGAAUUUUCCAGAACUGGCGAUCCUAACGGAGAAUCUGAAGAAAAGGUAUGGAAGCCCACCAGUUCCGAAGGUGUUAUCGAAUAUUUGCAUAUCAAAAGCAACAGUACAAUAAUGGAAAAAAAUCUUCUGAAAGAGAGAUACGAUUUUUGGGAAUCCUUGAAAGCGGAAUUAAACGAAAGAAUAAAAUAGAAUUCCUGGAAUUCAGUACUACAUAUCUCCAUAAAUGUUUGAAAUAUUGUUUAGAGCCUCUAGGAAUUUAGUUUACAGUUGCCCGUGUCUGACCCAAAGAAUCGCAAUUUUAGCAGGUCCAGCAGGAUUUCGAUAAUGAUUUUUUUUUUUUGCCAAAUUGCUACUUAUAAUACAAUCGAAAAAGAACACAACGGAAAAUGAUUAGAUAUGGUCAAACCUGGACAUACGAGUAGCUUAAAUCGAAUUUGACUCAACAGAUUUCACCAAAUCUAAUCAGAAUUACCAUCAGAUGUGGUCAAAUCAGAAUUGAUCGGAUUAAAUCUCUUCAGAUCCGAUCAAAUCCAAUCAUUUCCCGGAAGUGAAAUAGGUGGAUAAUCAUCUAUAGGAAUUUCAAUGAAACUGAUAUUUAAAAAUGUAGAACAUGAUUUUUUACUUUUUUCAUCAUAAUCUGAAACAUGUGAAAGCCGUAGAAUUUCAGAAAUAUUUGAGGCAUCUUAGAUUUACCCGCACGCCGCAAAGUUUCAAUAAUAAUGAGUGAGAUAGGGGGUUGAGUGAACAGGAUGGGAGGAGGGGGGUAAAUUCAAAAUGUGUUAUUAUUUCCCCAAAAAAUCGACACUUUUAUUUAUUUUAUUAUGUACCUAAUGAAAUAGAUAAAAGUGUCGAUUUUUUGGGGAAAUAAUGACAUAUUUUGAAUUUACUCCCCUCCCCCACCCUUUCCGCUCAACCCCCAUCUCACUCAUUGUUAUUAAUACUUUGCGACAUUCGGGGAAAAUCCAAGUUGCCGCCCCUGUUGGAGAUUCCGUAUCAAUACCUGGAUACGCAAAAAAAAAUCAAAAUGUUUUCAUGGACUCGUAAUUUAUUUACCUAUACGAGUAAUACCUAGGUACCUACCUAUUUGUUUCAAAAACCAAUAAUGUAAAAUAACUGCUUAUCUACUCUUACACGCAAAUAAGUACCUACCUAUGUACUUAGGUACCAAUAAGUAAGUAUAACUUGAAAAUAAAGUGAAUCAUUUACUUCCUUA
Molecule: messenger RNA, 2816 nt
Organism: Planococcus citri (citrus mealybug)
Lineage: Eukaryota; Metazoa; Arthropoda; Insecta; Hemiptera; Pseudococcidae
Product: venom carboxylesterase-6-like
Exons: 10
Coding region: 149-1792 (547 amino acids)
Source: RefSeq, a predicted model, not a curated record